Molecule: messenger RNA, 1581 nt
Organism: Mytilus trossulus (common blue mussel)
Lineage: Eukaryota; Metazoa; Mollusca; Bivalvia; Mytilida; Mytilidae
Exons: 3
Coding region: 168-707 (179 amino acids)
Biological process (GO): regulation of transcription by RNA polymerase II
Cellular component (GO): nucleus
Molecular function (GO): RNA polymerase II cis-regulatory region sequence-specific DNA binding; DNA-binding transcription factor activity, RNA polymerase II-specific
Source: RefSeq, a predicted model, not a curated record
GGUUACCCAGAGUCAUAAGAACAACGACCACAGAACGAUAAAGACGUGUUUAAAAUUCAGCAUGGCUCGAUAAAUAAUGAAUACAAGAGAACAAUUUAAAGUUAGCACAAGAGUUUGAAUUGGCUUUUGCAAGUAAUGUCAAUAAAGACAAUAUAUGAACAAUAACAAUGCUUGACUUCGAAUGCCCAAGUAUGUGGACGACCCCACUGGACAGCUAUCCAAUGUCAGUACUUGAGACAGAAGAAGCCGAUAAAUUCAUGGAGGCUACGUUCUUUUAUGAUGCUGAGUUAAAACCUUCUGAGCAGACCGACGGUUUUGCAGAAGCUACUUUAACUGCUUUGGAAACGGGAGAACUUACCCCAUUAGUAAAAGAGGAAUUAAAGUAUACCAUACAAUCUAGAAGGUUGGCAAAUGGUCAAGACGAACUAGGGGUGGAAUUCACUAAACCAGAACAAGGACAGCUGACGGAAGAGGAAAAGGAGAAAAUAGUAAAAAGGCGAGAACAGAAUAAACUAGCAGCCAGACGAUUUCGUCAACGUCGUCGAGCGAAAGGACCCGUUUAUGCAAAGGAAGUGAAUGAAUUAGAGACGGACAACACAAGAAAACUGGCUGAGAUCAGACGUCUGCGAAAAGAGCGGGACGAACUACAGGCGAUGUUACAUAAUCAUCUAUUGGUCUGUCCCACGGUUACCAUUCAAACUGGAUGAACAUUGGACAAGGAGUUCGAUCGUGUGUGAAAAAUAACAAGGAUUCACUGUUUAUAAGUACAGAGAAUACAAUAUAAACAUGUGUAAAAAGCGCGGAGCUCUGCUGUGUAUAUAUUUACAAUUUAGUUGUAUAUUACAUCUACAACGAUUCUGAAGAAACAUGGACACAUAUUAGUGUACACAUAUAAGCUACAUGCAUGACAAUAAUGUCUUAGUGUUUAUGUAUUACACUAGUUAUCAAAAUGUGUUUUUUUAAUGUAUAUGCAGUUGAGAGUUGAAAAAUUGCUGUUUUCAUAUAGUUAGUUACUAAAAUAUAUAGAAACAGUAUAUUAAGAAAAAAAAUAAUAGAAGCAGUAUAAGAACUAAAAAAAUACUUUUUGGCAAUUACAUUUUGUCUUGUUUGUCUAUGAAAUGAUAUGUUGUCAUAACAAGACAGUGUUACUGUAUUUUGCCAUACAACUGGUGCUUGCAAAUAUUAAGGUAUUUUAUGUUGUAAAUUUAAAGAUCUGAAUCUUUAAACAGUUAGAAAGAUUUUCAAUUAUGAAAAGUAACUAGUCCAAAUAGUUGUAGUUGUAACUAGUCCAUAAAUGAGUGUAGGGCAAACUUAUGACAACACUGUGAUUAAGAGUUUAAGUUUGAUUACUAUACUUAGAGCGUUUAGAUAAUUUCAUUUUUUGACGAUUUUUCAUUUUUUAAAGAAAAAAAUGUAUUAUGUGCAAUAUUUGUUAACUGAGUAAAAAAGAAAUGUUUCUUGGUAGAUUUUGUAGAAUCUCUUACUCUAAUGUUACCAUUAAAUGGUGUGAUAUAUUGACACGAAAUGUACGUGUAUAUUCAGAUUAUAGACUGUUAUUUACAUUAAAUAUUUCAAAGUUUA